UGUCGUUAUGUGUUCAGGUACGCUCCUGAAUCUAUAAACUAUGGCAGAUUCUCUCAUGAGAGUGAUGUAUGGAGUUACGGUGUCACAUUGUGGGAAAUGUUUUCAUUUGGAGAGCAACCAUAUGGAGAAAUGUCUGGCGCACAGGUAAAUAUAAUCAAAAUUACAAACUUAGGUCAGUUUUGCUAAAGCACAUAUUUCUUUUGCAUCAUAUUGAAACAAGACGCGUUGAGGCGUUCAUUCCGGCAGCGACGGACAGCAAGGUAUACACCCUGAAGCUUGGUGUAUAAUUUGAGGGUGGGGCUCAAGAUAUUAUGUUCCCUGUGAAAACCAUUAGGGCAGUUAUACAAGUAACAACCUGAUCUACGUGAUAUAACAGCACAAAUCCGUUUAGUCCCUCUAAAAACAAAACAAUGAUCCUCUUCCACUGAGUCACUCUUCCAGUUUCCAAUUUUUUUACCCUGAAUCAUACCUGGAAAAAAAUGGGAUCUCCGGAUCCUGAGGAACAUUUGCCUUAGCAACAAGAUUGAGGAACAUUUUGAAUUUUUCACGCGUACUGUAAGGGAGAAUUUUAAGGAAUCAUAUUUAGUUAUCUGCCAUUUGAGUCUAUUUUGAGAUUGCGAAGUGUUCUUCAUAUCCUGUUAAUAGAAUUUGAAGAUUGUUUUGUUUCCUGAGCAAUUUUACAACCAAUAUAAUUGAGGAACAUUUGAAAAAGACAAAUUCAGGAUCCGAAGAACAUUGAACACUUUUUCCAGGUCUGCCCUGAAUUCUCUGGUAUUAUACUUAAAUGCUGUAACAAAUUAUGACAGCAUUUUGCUUAAGUUGCCUGGUCCCAUGUUUAGGUAAUGGAAAUGGUGGAAACCCAAGGAAAGAGAUUGGAAAAACCAGACAAAUGUCCAGAACAUACGUAUCAACUUAUGUUAAGAUGUUGGGAUUUACAGUCUGAGAAACGUCCUACGUUUGCAGAACUGCAUCAAAUCUUUAAAACAAAUCCGCUCUAUUCAGAUGUAGAAAUAAACGCGUGAUAGUGUACACAAGAACUAACAACUUUAAUCUGGAUUGUAGGGACGAGAACUACAAUCCUGGACAAAACUGUUAAUAAUAAGUGGCCGAUUACAUAGCAUCUUCAGCCCAGCCUUGUUUCUUAUAAAUUUCUAUAAAAUCCUUUAAUUUCGGCCUAAUUACAUCUCGGUUAACCCGAUUGAAAUUCAGCCUGGGCUGGUCUGAAAAGCCUUCAUGUAAUCGGAAUAUAAAAUUGUUCAAAAUAGGGGGAACACGUUUUCUGCGCCAUUUAAUUGCAAUUCUUUUCCUCGUACUCCAGACUCCUAACAUUGUUUAGAGUUAAGAGGAAUAUUUAAUUAAGUAAGAUCUACAAUCCUGGCAAAAAUUAUUGUGGAUGGCGCGCGCAUAGAAAUACCUGCCUUGCCCAAUUAUAUCCAUCCAACAGCAAUUUUCAACUUCCCCUCCCCCCGUUCAAAGUUGAAAGCUUAUAAUUUGGUUGGGUGAAAGCUUUGUGAAAUAGAAUGUCAUAACCAACAUUGUACGGGGAAGCGGGGGAAAUAAAGAUGCCAAUGUGUGUACAUGAACAGUAAGCAUCCACGGAAUUUUUGCCAUGAUUGUAGGUCUAGGAAUCAUACGACAAUUUAAACACUCAUUCUAGCAUAUAUCAGGGUUCGUACAAAACUUGAAAGUCCUUGAAUGUCCUUGUAUUUGAAAACAAAAAUUCAAGGCCUUGAAUGUCCUUGAAUUUGUAAAGAAGUACUUGAAUGACCUUGAAUUCUUCUUGCUUUAGUUUUUGGAUAUUUUCUGAAAUUGUUUGACAUUCAAGACGGACAUUUUGUUGAACUGAUUUUGCAUGUUCAUAUCUGACCUCAUUAUAAAGUUACGUUUUGAACAGUUCAACGUCAGAUUUUGCUGAUUUCUAACGCCUUUUCUUCAGUAUUUAGUCCUUGAAUUUGCUGGUACAUGGCCUUGAAUGUCCGCAAAAAGUCCUUGAAUUUGACUCUUCCUGACAUGUACGAACCCUGAUAUAUUACUAGAAUUCUAUUAACAAGUUUUGUCCAAAAUACACGCUUCUGAAAAGUACGUCACUUUAGCCAAGGUGACGUACUUUUCUGAAGCGUGUAUUAUAUGUCCACAGUUGUGUAGAUGAAUUAACUCAACGAAUCAUGGAAAUCAAAUUUCACAAUCUUACAUUUGACCGGUUUUGAAAAAACCAUUAAAAUUGAAAAAGUGUAAUAAACAUGGGCUCCGGUGUAGGUAUUCCACAAUAAGCUGUGGUUGGUCUAGGGUCCUACCUUUUUGUGUGUCUAUAAGAGCGCAAAAAGUAUUUGAAAUGUGCGCGCAAAAUUGUCUGCAAGAAAAGUGCGAAAUCAAAAGUUGAUGAGCAAUGAAUUACUAUAGUUAGCGCAUUUUCUCCAAUAAAAUUAACUACAAUCAAUAACAAUGGCUAAAUAUAGACCAAAAUCUAGCACUUGUACUGUAGAGAUUUUAACUUGUAAGCGCACUGAUUAACAACUAAAUAUUUUAAUAUAAUAAUAGUAACAGAUUAAGAAUCGAUAGUAAAAGGCAUACGUUACGACCAG
This is a messenger RNA of Paramuricea clavata, 2582 nucleotides long. NCBI's taxonomy places the organism in Eukaryota, Metazoa, Cnidaria, Anthozoa, Malacalcyonacea, Plexauridae. The record is from the annotation of a GenBank genome assembly.